Molecule: messenger RNA, 1885 nt
Organism: Cololabis saira (Pacific saury)
Lineage: Eukaryota; Metazoa; Chordata; Actinopteri; Beloniformes; Belonidae
Product: KIAA0513 ortholog
Exons: 13
Coding region: 253-1533 (426 amino acids)
Source: RefSeq, a predicted model, not a curated record
GUGAAGCGGCGGUGGCGGAGCCCCGGACAGCAGCAGCAGCAGCAGCAGCAGGUUCCCCGUCACCGUGGGACGGUUCACAUGCAACUGGUUCAUGAGUUUGAGGUCACCAGCUUUGGGGGGCAAGAUGAUCAGCAAGAAUUUCAGCCUGUAGGGGACGGCGGUUAGGGGACGACCCUCAUGUUGCUGCCAAGCUCCAACUAGCUCUCUAGAAACCCUGUUGGACAGUUUAAACAGCUGAGACUUCCUCCCACCAUGGAGGCUGCAGCAGUGGACAACCUAAUAGACUUUGACCAGCCCUCGGAGACCACGUCCCUCAGCGUGGAAGGAGGCCAAGGCCACAUGGACGUCUUCUCCUCUGAGCUUCUGUCCCCUGCAGAUGUCCGCCAGCAGCCAUUACUGCCUGAGCCCAUGGCACCAGCCAAGGCUGGAUCCCCCCACCAACACCGCUCAGCGGAGGAAGACAACGAGGAAGAGAGUGAUGCCACGGAGUCGGCAGACAGUGAGAACGACAUGGACCCACUUUCUCACUCGUGGGAGCUGAGGAGGUCCUCGUCUUCCUCCGCUCACAGCGGGGAGGACGCCGAGGCGGUGGAGAGGAGGCACUUCAUGAAGGCUUAUGUGGGGAAAGUGUUUCAUGGAAAGGAGGACUUUGACCAGGAAGAGAAGGCUCGUUUUGGAGAGCUGUGCAGUGGGGGGAAUGGAAAAGGCAGGGAGUGGUUUGCAAAAUAUGUCAGUGCCCAGCGCUGCCACUCGAAAUGUGUGAGUGAAGCCACCUUCUACAGACUGGUGCAGUCUUUCGCAGUCGUUCUGUUUGAGUGUCACCAGAUGGAUGACUACAGCCCAGCCAAAAACCUCAUGACCAUGUGCUUCACAUAUUACUACAUUGGGAAGUGCCAGCCGUCUCCCUCAGAGUUGCUGGACCGUGGGGGUCCUCCGGCUGGUGUUGACUCGUACCUCAACAAGGCAAACUUCUGGCUGACGGGGAAGAAAGACGCUGCAGAGCGCCUUCUUAAAAACACAUCUAAAACUGACGUCAAAGGCUUCUUUGGAGGAUUAGAAAGCAAACUGAGGAGCUCCGUGGUUCUGAAGACUGAUGACGGAGAGGGCCCAGUUGGAACAUCAUCAGGAACAGCAGAGACUCCAGAGGAGAAGAAAGGAGAAAAAGUGUAUUUGUACACUCACCUGAAGCAGCAACCCAUCUGGCAUACGCUAAGAUUUUGGAACGCUGCAUUUUUUGAUGCCGUCCAUUGCGAGAGGAAGAAGAGAUCUCCGACAACGAGUGGAGCGCAGGACGAAGAAAAAGAGAGGGAGAAGUGGUGUCACAUGACGCAGGAGGAGAAGGACGACAGCUCCAAAAUCGACGAGAACAUCGCCUUCGGCCAACUGGGGACUUUCACUCAUAACAUGUUGGCGUUUGGCCUCAGUAAAAAGCUCUGCAAUGACUUCCUAAAGAAGCAGGCGGUCAUCGGCAACCUGAAUGAAGAGCAAUACAAGCUGCUCACUGACCACAUUGAGAAGAUGGCGGCAGAGUGACGCUGAGGACGGCGCGGGGCGUUACAGAGCCUCCACCUGACGGAUGUCAUCGGUGUUUCCCCUCCAACGCCACGUCGCGGCGCCUUGAUCGGAUGUUCCUGUUGUAUUCGUGUUGUUUACACAACUGUGCCGUUGGUGUUGCAAAAAUCCAUCCCUGUGCACCGUGUCCCCUACGAGCAAUAAUACAACGCCGUCAUAGCUGCAGUAGCGCCUCCACCCGUUAGCUGCUUUAGAGAGACGGAUGGGAAAACCCUGAAAACGUGUUAAAAAGCUGUUUCCUCGUAUGAUUUAGACUUUAUCCAGCAUGUCUGGCAAUAAGAAUUCAUAGUCAAGCAGCUGUAGAGUAACCUUU